This is a messenger RNA of Talaromyces amestolkiae, 1365 nucleotides long. RefSeq lists its product as uncharacterized. Gene Ontology annotation, cellular component: cytosol. The record is from RefSeq and is a predicted model, not a curated record. Gene Ontology annotation, biological process: positive regulation of TORC1 signaling; positive regulation of GTPase activity. Gene Ontology annotation, molecular function: GTPase activator activity. The transcript has 2 exons. Bases 1 to 1365 code for a protein of 454 amino acids. Lineage: Eukaryota; Fungi; Ascomycota; Eurotiomycetes; Eurotiales; Trichocomaceae.
AUGUGUCAUCGCACUCCAUCCACCUCUCACGAGACCACCUCGUCAGCUUCUUCACACUCGCUUCGAGGCAAACAACGUCGCCGCUUGUCGUCGACACCCGACAACUCCGCACUGUCUUCUUCUUUGACUGCAAGCAUCCAAUCGAAUUCCGCCAACGCCUCCCAAAACAUCGAGGACCAUCCAUAUUUCCUGAAAGCACAAAAAUCGCAAUCCCAAAUCCGGGUAGACCCGGUCUCCGAACGGGUGAAUCGCGUCGGUGGAGUUAACGGCGAUACAUGCGCCAGCUGUAGUAUUUCGCUCCCCGAAGAUGUCAGCAAAAAGCUGCCGACCAGUGUCCCGGGCCAAUCCGACGGUGAGAGUGGCAGAGGAGCGAAAAACAACAGCCCCGUUUUGAGGUCUAGAGAAGUCGUGCACUCGUGCGGUGGCGGCAGUAACCGACACUCGGAUAUCUGUGCUGAAGACGAGUCGCAUGAGCACGAUGCACAACAUGCAUCCCUGCCGGACUCUGUACAUUCCGUUUCGGUCACUUCCUCAUCCUCCGACAGCUCGUGUCACACUCAUAUCUUGACCUACCUCUCCCUUCACGGGCCCCCCAAUCCAAACGACUACGCCUUACUCCGACAGUCAUCCAUCCGUACCCUGAGCUGCGAGCUCCUCCCGCGCGGUCUGUCGUCUGGGCCCUUGUGUUUUGGUGACCCCGUGGCCGGUUACACAGUCGCCUACGUGUUCCGCCUACCCGACCCAAUGGCACGCGGAAAGCGUCGCAGCUAUGCACUGAUAGCUCUGGCUGGGAAAGAUGCUGGACGCGCCUUCCGAGCUUCUCCGAUCAUCUGGCGCAUUUUCCAGCGUAUUGCCGCGGGUAUUGUGACAGCCGCAGAGAAGCAUCAAGAAGAAGAAAAGAUGCGUGAAGAGCAGGCUUUUCGUUCGUCGAAUGCUUCAGUCGCGACAGGCCGUCAUGACUAUACUCCUGUUUCCUCUUUUUUAACAGGACGAACGCUAGAUGCUAAUGGCAAUCCGCGCCGUGCGGGUCAGAUUCGAGCUAGGAAUCUAGCCGAAAUCGUGGGCAACGAAUACAUCUUCGCCGAACUGCACGCUCAAUUUGUGACGCUGCUCCAACAAUUGGGGAACAUGUUUGGUGGUGCCCCGAUUUCCGACGAUCGCUUUGUCUGCAGUACAGUUUCGUCGACAGAAUCAGCCAUGCAGUCCCGUCGCACAAGCGUAGCCAUGCCUACCAACACUAUGAAUAACAACAAUCAGAAACCCGGCCACAAUAGACGACCGAGUGAUUUGACACUAUCGAGCUUGAAUAUCUCGUCUGGCCCUCAACCAAUACCAAUUUCGCCGCGACGACCAAUCGUUGCUUAA